GAAAAAAAAAAUCAAUUCCUAAGAAAUGAAAAAAACAAAGAGAUCGUCUCUAUUAGCUCUUAUCCUCACCGUGAUGGUCGUGGCGGCCGCCGUCUCCGCCAUCUCCGUCGAGGCCAGAAAACAUAACGCCAAGAAAAGCAAACCUCAUCACCGCCGUCAAAAGACGGCGAGACGCAGUUCCGGUAAUACCCCUACCGGCGACUCCCCUGCACCAUCACCUUACCCCGCCCACGAGGGCAUUUUCGACAUUCUCUCCUUCGGCGCCAAGGCCGACGGUGUCUCCGACGACUCCAUGGCAUUGGUGGAGGCUUGGAAGGCGGCCUGCGAGGAGGAGGUGGGGACGGAGGCGAGAGUGAAGAUUCCGGCGGGGAAGAAAUUCAUGGUGAAGCCGGUGACAUUGCAAGGUCCAUGCAAGCAAAAACUAGUGGUUCAAAUAGAUGGAACCGUAGUGGCUCCGGACAAGAUUGGGACAUGGCCUAAAUCGAGCUUGUUCCAGUGGCUUAACUUCAAAUGGCUCGACCAGAUCACCGUCCAGGGCUCCGGAACACUUGAUGCUCGUGGCUCCGCCUGGUGGGACACUACUCAAGACGUUUAUCAAACUCAGAAGAGACAUAAGUACAUACCUCCGAUGAAACCAACGGCGUUGAGAUUUUAUGCGAGUAGUAACGUGACGGUCCGCGACAUAAGGAUAGUGAACAGCCCGUUAUGCCAUUUGAAAUUCGACAAUUCGGAGGGAGUUAAUGUCGAUAACAUCACAAUCUCUUCGCCGGAGAACAGCCCCAACACCGACGGCAUCCACCUUCAGAACACCCGCCACGUCCACAUUCAACACUCCAACAUCGCUUGUGGAGAUGACUGUGUAUCCAUUCAGACUGGCUCCUCCGAUGUUCAUAUCCACCACAUCAACUGUGGCCCUGGUCAUGGUAUCAGUUUGGGAGGACUAGGCAAAGACAAGAGUGUGGCAUGUGUGUCCGAUAUCAUCGUGGAGGAUAUCUCGAUACAGAACACCCUUGCUGGUGUUAGAAUCAAGACAUGGCAGGGUGGAUUAGGAAUGGUAAAGAACGUAACGUUUUCGAAGAUACAAGUGAGCGAUGUGAAAGUUCCGAUAGUGAUAGACCAGUAUUACUGCGACAAGUACAAGUGCAAGAACCAGACGGGAGCGGUGGCUAUAUCGGGCGUGAGAUACGACAACAUCGUCGGCAGCUUCACGGUCCAGCCGGUGCACAUAGCCUGCAGCAGCGACGUGCCGUGCAUGGACGUGGAUCUGGUCGACAUAAGGCUUAAACCCUCCCAGGCGAGCAGAGGGUUUCAGCAGCAAGCCUUGUGUUGGAACUCUUAUGGCAAAACACAGGGCCCUUUGGUCCCUUCCGCCAUUGAUGAUUGCCUGAGGAAUAGCGGCGGUGGUUUCCCUAGGAGAAUUGCCAGGUCCCAUGAGCAUAUUUGCCAUUAAAUCAAACAAAUAAAAGUCAGAAAUUGAUUAGGGUUUUUUUUUUCGGUAUGUGGCUUCCCUUCUGCGACCUUUUUGUGAAUGUGAGGGUGAUGGCUUGUAUCAGCUUUUCUUUUUUAGUGUAUGAUGGUGUGAUUCAGAUUUCAAGUACUCUAUA
Tarenaya hassleriana is the source of this 1604-nucleotide messenger RNA. Its product is annotated as polygalacturonase At1g48100. Lineage: Eukaryota; Viridiplantae; Streptophyta; Magnoliopsida; Brassicales; Cleomaceae. The transcript is spliced from 7 exons. Gene Ontology annotation, biological process: carbohydrate metabolic process. The record is from RefSeq and is a predicted model, not a curated record. Gene Ontology annotation, molecular function: polygalacturonase activity. The coding region runs from base 26 to 1450 and encodes 474 amino acids.